This is a messenger RNA of Aspergillus melleus, 1979 nucleotides long. RefSeq lists its product as uncharacterized. Gene Ontology annotation, cellular component: membrane. Gene Ontology annotation, biological process: transmembrane transport. Gene Ontology annotation, molecular function: transmembrane transporter activity. Bases 177 to 1355 code for a protein of 392 amino acids. Lineage: Eukaryota; Fungi; Ascomycota; Eurotiomycetes; Eurotiales; Aspergillaceae. The record is from RefSeq and is a predicted model, not a curated record. The transcript is spliced from 5 exons.
CUUGAACUUUCCCCUCCUGGCUCGAAAUAUGUGAAAAAUCCUGUCGAUCUUCUUUCUUCCCUCCAGCCAGCCGUGUUCAUUCUUCCUUCGUCAACACGUUCCUCACGGUCAUCUCACAAGGUGAAAUUCUUUGUCAAACUUCAUCGGCGCUCGUUUCGUCGAAAAGAACAUUCGAAAUGGAGCAGCAUGAAUUGACGUCACAUGCUGGCAAAUAUACCCAGUCUUCUAUCGAUGAAGCACCAUCGGGAGGCGGGGAGAAUCAAACUCCCACAACCGAAGCAAGCCACGUCAAACAGAAAGAAAUUGCUGAUCAGACACAAAUUAAGCGACUGUUCAAUUUUACUCAAAUCUUUUUCUUUUCCCUUACGUUCAUGUCAAGCUGGGAGAGCCAGGCGUUGAAUUUGAAUGCUGUGCUCACGAACGGUGGUCCGGAGGCCCUAGCCUGGGGUGUGGUGGUCGUAAUCUUUGGCGCCAUGGCUCAGUCCGCUUCUUUAGCAGAAAUGGCCUCGAUGCAGCCCAUUGCAGGAGCGCAAUAUCACUGGACGCAUCACCUUGCGCCUCCUAAUCAGAGGAGAUUCAUCACCUGGAUGCAGGGAUGGAUUACAUGGUUUGCUUGGGUAUCGUUGCUGGCCGGCGUCGCUAACACGACGGCUACGAUGAUCCAAGGACUGGCUAUUGUCAAUUAUGAAGACUACGAGCCCAAACGUUGGCACUUGACGCUCAUCAUGUUUGCCAUGCUAGUGGUGGAGGCCCUCAUGAAUAUGUACACAUUCUGGCUGAUUCCUUGGAUUGAGCUCCUGGCUGGGGUACUUCACAUCAUCAUGUUCAUUAUCUUCCUAGUUGUUUUUGCGGCAUUGGCCCCACGGCAUACGGCUGAUUACGUGUUUUUGACAACGGAGUCUUCUUCCGGUUGGACUAACGGUUUUAUUUCGUGGAAUAUUGGCUUAUUGACGCCGACUUGGGGUUUCGUCGGAUUCGACGGCGCCGUGCACAUGAGCGAGGAGGUCCGUCGCGCGCGGCAGGCUGUUCCGCGGUCCAUGUUCUGGACGGUAGCAACUAACGCGGUGUUGGCGUAUUCCAUCGUCAUUUGCAUCCUCUUCACUAUGGGUCCAAUUGACGCUGCCGUAGAGGCUAGUUUUCCUAUCAUCGAAAUUUGCCAACACGCCACGGGAUCUGUCAAGGCCUCCACUGCAAUGGUUUGUGGUCUUCUGGUCAUCUCAUUAUCAGUCAAUCUAGCCAGUAUUGCAUCUGUAUCUCGGUUGACUUGGGCCUGGGCUCGUGACGGUGCCCUGCCUCGAUGGUUUUCAUAUGUGGGCGUCUCAAACCUAGUACCCUUUUAUGAUCUACUGACAUAAGACAGGUUGAUCAUAGACACAACGUGCCCAUUCGUGCUGUCUGGCUUCCGGUCGUAAUUGUCAUGAUCCUAGCCUGCCUCAACAUUCCCAGUUCCGCGGCCUUCGGGGCCUUCGUGGCACUUUCCUCAAUCGGCCUCUUCGUUUCGUACUUCAUCGCCAUCGGCUGCAUGGUGCUCAACCGGUUUCGCGGAGAUAGUGUCCCGUUGGGUGAUUGGAAUAUGGGCCGGUGGGGUCUACCGGUAAACAUAUUUGCUUUGCUAUACACAGCCUAUGUGACGGUCUGGCUCUGCUUUCCUUCUUAUCGCCCUGUGACGGGUGAGAACAUGAACUAUGCUCUUCCCAUUUUCGCAGGGACGACGUUGUUCUCGUUUCUGUAUUGGUUCCUGCGAGGCCGAACUCACUGGCCAGGGCUGAACAGGGAUAUUGUUCGCUUGGUGGUUGAGGCUGGGGAAUUGCAAUUGAAGUAAAUUAACUGGACCCUGCAUUGGGAUUCAUGGCCUAUGAAAGAUAUAACGGGCUUUGAAAAGUUCGAGAAUUCAUCGAUCUAAACUGAAUCUAUCACUACCAGAUCACAUUUUGGGACAGGAAAUUACUUAUCUUCGGCCUUUUGCUGCUGAUUCUCAA